This is a messenger RNA of Coregonus clupeaformis (lake whitefish), 1102 nucleotides long. RefSeq names its product coiled-coil domain-containing protein 17-like. The record is from RefSeq and is a predicted model, not a curated record. Bases 1 to 1047 code for a protein of 348 amino acids. The transcript is spliced from 6 exons. Lineage: Eukaryota; Metazoa; Chordata; Actinopteri; Salmoniformes; Salmonidae.
AUGUCGAUUCAGGAGAGUAUGCCCAACCUGCCUAAAUGGCCUACUGAGACAGAGGGUCUGGAGGACCAGGUCCAGGUGUUUGGGAGAAAGUGGGGCCACAGGGAGAGGCUGAGAGAGAUGGCAGAGCAGCGCGACCAGCAGCUGGCAGAGAUACAGACCCACAACCACCUCCUGGAGCAACAGAGAGAGGAGAUAGCAUGGCAGCUUGGGGCUCUGGCAGGGCAGGGCAGCAAAGCCCACCUGGAGACGCUGCUGCUGGAGCUGAGGGAUCGGGAGGAGAGGAACGAAGAGACUCUACAGCAGCUCAAAGACCACAUCACUACCCUACAGCCUGGGGUCAAAGAGGUCAGGUUUGACUCACCCAACCCUGACCACAGGAAGGGGCAUAAUGUCGUCUUUGACCUAAUAUCCUCUGUGGAUGGACCCCUCUCCACCCAAAUAAGAGCUCUGAGACUGGACUACAUGCAGUCAGGUGGUUCUGAUCCGGCUGUCCUGGCCCAGAUGCAUGACCUGCAGACAGAGGCCCACACUCUGGAGCAGCAGGCCCAACCUGGGGCUGACAACAAUGGCAGGAGGAAGCUACUGUAUCGUCUUUACUUUGGUGCCUCUCUAACCACCCCUUCUCUCUGCCCAGGGGUGAAGCCUCCUCAGCGGGCUGGGAACUCAGAGGUCCUGGCUGUGGAGCAAGAAAACCAGAGACUGGAGGAAGAGAUCUUCAGAAUCCAGUUGGCCAGAGACAAACACCGUCGGGAAGACGAGCUCCAUCAGAUCCAGAGAGAACACACCCACUACAUGGCCAGCAUUCAGGCUGAGCUCGAGAGCCUUCGCAGGGAAGUAGAGAGAGCCAGAGAGGGCCCUAGGGACCGGAGGCUGCCCCCACCCCCUCCACCUCCACCUCUGUUCCCUGCCCCACCAGCCAUGCAUCCCCUUGCCCAGAUACAUGCCCCUCCAGCCCUGACCCAGCCCAGGCCCCAUUCCUCUCUCAAGGAAAGGCAUGUACUCGACCCCCUGGACUCCCUUGGGCCUGCGCCCUACGACCCUGCGUGAGUCCAUUAUGACUAGCACAUCUAUGUUGGCUAUUUCACUUUUCUAUAUGAGUAAA